AUGAACACCUCGACAUCUUUCGAAGAGCUUUUGGCUCUGCAAACACAGAAGAUGAGUUUCGUAUCACGGGCGCUCAUCAAUUACAAGAAGCUGGGGCAAGCCAAAAUGACACCUGCGGUGACACGUCAACGUCUCGUCACCUUGAAGGAAGCCUUUGCCACUUGCCAGGAGCUCGACAGUCGAAUCGGGCUUCAUGCGGACGAUGACGACAAAGCAUCGCAUACCUACUUCACAAAGAAUUCGUUUCUGGAAUGUGAGGACUGCUACAACGAGGCUGCCGACUACAUGGCUGAGGUAUUAGAGAGCUACGAAUCCCGCAUCCCUCCCGCUACAUCAUCACAAAACGUAAGUGGCUUGCAUGAUGUUUUCCGACCCGCGUCGCAUCUUCCGAGGAUCAACCUACCGACCUUCGACGGGAGCAUCGACAAGUGGGAAAGCUUUCGCGAUAAAUUCCAGUCGAUGAUUCAUAAUGAUCCUAGUUUGUCAAAUGUCGAUCGCUUACAUUAUUUAUGCUCAUGUGUAAAAGGGGAUGCAAGUAACGCGCUUGACCACCUCGCGGUAACCAAUAAUAAUUUCGACGUCGCGUGGAGAAUUCUAGUCUCUCGGUACGACAACAAACGUCGUCUUGUUACAACGCAUUUACAAUCGCUGUUAAAUUUGCCGUUACUGACCACAGAAACCGCUCAUGACCUUCGUCAGCUUCGCGACCAAACAAACAAAGCAAUCCAAGCGCUUAGAAAUCUCAACCGUCCUGUCGAACAUUGGGAUGAUUUGCUUGUUUUGCUCGUCGCACAAAAACUCGAUAAAUACUCGCGUAAAGCUUGGGAACUCAAGCUCGGCGAUACGGUGGAAUAUCCGCGUUAUAAUGAGCUCGAUCAAUUUCUUGAGUCUCGAAUUCGCGCUCUCGAGGCGAUCGUACCACUUUCUAAAGAAAAACCAUCCUCUACCUCUAAAGGAAAAAUUCUUGUGUCGCAUACCGCGUCCACCGUUUCGUUCGCAUGUCCGUUGUGCAAGGCCAAUCACUUAUUAUACCAAUGUUCGACAUUUUUAAAGCAAACACCCUCUCAACGUUUCGAUUUUAUUAAGCAGCGAAAACGAUGUUUAAACUGUUUUAGUAGUAAGCAUUCCGUCAAAGAUUGUUCGAAUUCGCGCGUAUGCCGCCAGUGUAAUAAACGUCAUCACACGUUAUUACAUUUCGAUAAUUCGACUCCGCCGGUGCAAACGGAGUCACCGCCAGCAACAAGCGCAAAUGUAAACGAAGUCAUGUCGCAUUUACUAUCGAAAACCGUCGCGCCUAAUUCUAAUAUUUUGCUUGCGACUGCCCGGGUGAGAGUCUAUUCGCCUGUUGGACGUUUUAUAACUGCACGCGCACUUCUGGAUCAAGGUUCCGUUUCUACGUUUAUUACCGAAUCGCUCGCGCAACGUUUACGACUCUCUAAAAUAAAUCGUUCAAUGUUCGUCACCGGCAUCAGCGAGAUGCAAUCCGUUGUCCGUCACGCCGCUCAUCUUACAAUUACGCCGGCGAAUCGCGACGAACCCGCUUAUUCAACGACCGCACUCAUUCUUCGAUCGUUGACAAAAUAUGUACCGAAUCGAAUAAGCACGACGGGUACGUGGAACCAUGUCGACGGACUCCAAUUAGCGGAUAGUGACCCCAUGAGUACCGACCCGAUUGAUAUGAUAAUCGGAGCGGAUUUAUACGGCAUGCUCGUACUCGAUGGUGUUCGACAAGGUUCCGAAACGGAGCCCACCGCGCAAAAUACUACUCUCGGUUGGAUUUUGUCCGGGCCAAUCGCUUCGUCCCCGACCAAUCUUUCGAUUUUUGAGACCGCGCAUCACGGAGUCGUCCUUGAAGCGUUAGAUUUCGACCUUCGUCGUUUCUGGGAGACUGAAGAGGUCCCUCAGACCCAACAUCAUAGCCCUGACGAGCGCAAGUGUGAAGAGCACUUUCUCGCUACCCAUUCCCGCACUCCUCAAGGACGCUAUAUUGUUAGAUUACCGUUUAAAACCGGACCACCACUCUCGUUAGGAGAAUCUCGCUUCAUUGCCGAAUCGAGCCUCUAUCGCUUAGAGCGACGUUUCAAACGCAAUCCAUCUAUCGCUUCAGAAUACCACGACUUUCUCAAGGAAUACGAAAACCUUGGUCAUAUGAUCAAAAUUCCACCGACAGAAAUUGUCCAACCGGAUCAAAGUUAUUACAUACCGCAUCAUGCUGUCUUACGUGACAGUAGUGCAACUACUCGACUGCGGGUUGUUUUUAAUGCAUCCUGCCGUACCACUAACGGAACCUCGUUAAACGAUAAUAUGUUUAUCGGACCUAAACUUCAAAAGGAUUUGGCCGCUGUCAUAAUGCAGUGGCGCCAAUAUCGUUACGUAUUUACCGCCGAUAUCGCCAAAAUGUAUCGUCAAAUUUUAGUUGACUUCCGCGAUACUGAUUACCAGCGCAUUCUAUGGCGCUCUUCUCCCAGCGAACCUGUUCGCGACUACCGUCUUCUUACCGUGACGUACGGCACUGCCGCCGCUCCGUAUCUCGCUCUUCGAGUGCUAGACCAACUCGCUGAAGAUGACGGUGCUCAAUUUCCGUUGGCCGUCCCUGUUCUACGUCAUCAAACAUACGUUGAUGAUUGCGCGUUCGGAGCCGACGAUCAUAUCCUUGCACGGCAAACACGAGACCAAUUAAUCGCGCUUCUCGCUAAAGGAGGCUUUCGCCUACGAAAGUGGGCAAGUAAUUCUCCAGAUCUUUUGUCAGACCUCGAUCCUGCCGAUCAUGGACUAGCCACUCACAAAGUCCUCCAAGACGAUGAACACCUUAAAGUGUUAGGAUGGGACGACGACAUUCCGGGUGAACAUUUCGACCACUGGGCAACUUAUCAUCACCAACUACCGCAUCUCGAGACGCUCAGUAUUCCGCGUUGGACGACGCACGGAUCUCAUACUCUGCACAGCGCACUCCAUGGCUUUUCCGAUGCCUCAACUAUGGCUUUCGCAGCCGUUGUUUACCUUCGCGUUGUUAAUGUCGACGGCUCAAUUAACAUCUCUCUUCUCAUCGCAAAAUCGAAAGUGGCUCCCCUCAAGACGAUAAGCGUUCCCCGAUUGGAAUUGUCGGCGGCGCUCCUUCUCGCUCGGUUAGUUAAUUAUGUGCGGUCCGCUCUUCAACUUCCGAGUAUCGAAUGUCACUGUUGGACCGACUCAACCAUCACACUCGCUUGGCUAAGUCAGUCUCCAUCUCGAUGGAAAACUUUCGUUGCCAAUCGCGUUUCGAUCAUUCAGUCCUUGCUGCCUGAAGUUUCUUGGCGUCAUGUUCCAACGCAGGACAAUCCUGCCGAUUGUGCUUCUCGCGGUCUAGCUCCCCAUGCUCUCGCAAAUUAUAAUUUAUGGUGGUCAGGUCCUUCAUGGCUUUGCCAAUCUCCAGAAUCCUGGCCGACUUGCGAGCUCUCGAUACCAGCCGAGACCGCCCUUGAACAGCGUUCUCAACCACCUAUUCAUUCUUUACAUGUAACCCCUAGUUGGGAUCUCGCAUCACGUUAUUCUUCGUGGCCUCGAUUGCUCCGAAUUACCGCUUAUCUUUACCGUUUUCUUUAUCGACUCCGAUCCUCUAAAAGCGCAUCGUCUUCACAAGCGAUCCUCCAUCCCGAAGAGAUCCAGAAAGCCAAACAUUACUGGCUCCGAGUUAUGCAAUCCGAGAUGUUUUCCGUUGAAAUCUCGACUUUACAACGGCAACUUCCGUUACAAAAAACUAGUUCCUUAUCCACACUCAAUCCUUAUUUAGACGCUGACGGACUUCUUCGCAUCAGAGGACGGCUCCGUCAUGCUUGCCUUUCAGAAACGACGAAGAAUCCGCUCGUAUUACGAGCACAUCCAUUGCUAGUUCUUAUUAUUCAGCAUCAUCAUCUCAGAACGUUACAUGCUGGUCCCCAAUUAACACUCGCUUCAUUACGUAAUGAAUUUUGGAUCCUCCGAUCUCGCGCUACCGUUCGUGCUGUUCUGUAUCAGUGCGUACAAUGCACUCGUGAGCGCGCUAAAAAACCUGUCGAACUCAUGGGCGAUCUACCGGAGGCGAGAGUUAACCGUGCCGCUCGCGCAUUUAUACAUACUGGCGUUGAUUACGCUGGACCAAUCACUGUCCGAACCGCGCCCGGCCGAGGACACAAAUCGCAAAAGGCUUACAUUGCGCUGUUCAUAUGUUUAACGACCAAGGCUAUGCAUUUAGAACUUGUUUCCGAUUACAGCUCGCCGACCUUUAUUGCAGCGUACCAGCGAUUUGUCUCCCGCCGAGGACUACCGCAGUCCAUGUACUCAGACAACGGUACAACCUUUCAUGGCGCUAAUCGAGAAUUAUCCGAAGCUCACGCGAAAGCAAUUCGCGAUCCAAGCUUUCGUAAUCGUCUCGCUAGCGAUGGAACUGCGUGGCAGUUCCUACCCCCGGCCGCACCACAUUUCGGCGGACUGUGGGAAGCCGGGGUCAAGAGCGUCAAAUACCACAUAAAGCGUUGCAUCGGCCUCCAUACAUUAACUUUUGAAGAAAUGACCACGUUUCUUUGUCGCAUUGAAGCUUGCUUAAACUCUCGUCCGAUCGCUCCCGUCUCCGAUAAUCCUGACGAUUAUCACGCGUUAACGCCUGGUCAUUUCUUGAUCGGUACCUCUCUUCUCGCUCCCGCCGAACCAAGCGUGCUUGAAUUUAACGAGAAUCGAUUGUCGCGUUGGCAAAUGAUUCAACGUCUGACGGAAGAGUUUUGGCGGUCCUGGUCAAGCGAUUACUUGCAUUCUCUUCAACAACGCCCAAAAUGGCGCGUUAUCCAGCGACUUGCCAAAGUUGGCCAAAUAGUCCUAGUGCGUAAUCCCUUGGCUCCGCCCAGCCAUUGGGACCUUGGACGAAUUGUCGCCUGUCAUCCAGGAGAAGAUGGCCUGACGCGCGUUGUCACGGUCAAAACCUCCCGUUCUGAAUAUAAACGACCGAUCGUGAAACUAUGCUUCUUGCCUGUUGCGAUUAAUACCGAAGAAGUAAAAGAUUCCGUUAUGGCGGGCGGAAUCUCGUCUUAA
This is a messenger RNA of Nylanderia fulva, 5040 nucleotides long. The record is from RefSeq and is a predicted model, not a curated record. Lineage: Eukaryota; Metazoa; Arthropoda; Insecta; Hymenoptera; Formicidae.